Nicotiana tabacum (common tobacco) is the source of this 827-nucleotide messenger RNA. NCBI's taxonomy places the organism in Eukaryota, Viridiplantae, Streptophyta, Magnoliopsida, Solanales, Solanaceae. The record is from RefSeq and is a predicted model, not a curated record.
UGAUAUUGGGCUGGAAUCGGUCACGACCCGCCCCAUUGUUGUGAACUGCAAUUAAUUGAGCUGGAGAAAUCAAGAAAAACGGAGAAAGCCAGAAGCAGAGUUGUUGCAUCGCUUGUUAUUAGAGGAGUAGUAGAAGAUUCAGUAUCCUCAAUAGCAUCUACUGUCUCAAGUUCGUAAAGGAAGAGGAUUGCUUUGGCCACUUAGGAACUGAAGCAGUUUUAGAAGGUUUGAAAUGAAAUUCUGGGAUUGGUAUCUGAAAAUUGCUGUUGUUUCCGCCAUGAUUGGAGGUUCCAUGGAGUUUUUCAUGAUCAAAACUGGCUUUUAUGAUAAGGUGACUGUUCUAGAGGCAGAAAAGAGAGCCUGGGAAAAUUCUCCUGAAGCCAAGGCUGUCAGAGAUGCUCUCAAUCCAUGGAGACAUCAGGACGCAGAAGCAACAAAAGAUUCUUAGCUCUGUCGCUUCUGUUUAGAGAAUUAUAAGCAACUGAGGAAUUGGCUUUGAAGGAACAUGGCCUGCUUUUUCGAGCUUGGUCCUAUUCAUAUCUCUUAUGGAAUGGUUGAAGAGUGUGUCAUAACUGAUUGUUUCACCAGCUUGUUUGUUACUUCACUUGGCAUGUGAUGAAAAAAUUCUAUGAAGUGAAUUUGGGCAUAUAUCAAAAUGUAAUACUUGUGGAACCCUACUUCUUGUUUUUCUUCUCUCUAUAGACAUUUAAUACUUUGGUUUCUUGGAUCUGUAUGUGUAAAUGAAGCAAUCAGUUGCACCUCUGGGAAAAGUAGACUAGAUACCCAUUUGACAAUACACAUUUAUUCCACAAAUGGUUUUUUGUUUC